Messenger RNA from Candoia aspera, 2948 nucleotides. RefSeq names its product RAD54 homolog B (gene RAD54B). The coding region runs from base 143 to 2368 and encodes 741 amino acids. The transcript is spliced from 12 exons. Gene Ontology annotation, cellular component: nucleus. Gene Ontology annotation, biological process: double-strand break repair via homologous recombination; reciprocal meiotic recombination. NCBI's taxonomy places the organism in Eukaryota, Metazoa, Chordata, Lepidosauria, Squamata, Candoiidae. The record is from RefSeq and is a predicted model, not a curated record. Gene Ontology annotation, molecular function: ATP-dependent chromatin remodeler activity; DNA translocase activity; ATP binding.
AGUGGCAGCAGAGAAAGCAGGGCACCCAGAGGAGCCCCUCUGCCUUACCAAAUAUUUCAGCAUUGUAUGGUGCAAGGCCUCAAAGAAAAAGCAUAAGAAGUGGGAAGGUGAUGCUGUUCUUAUAGUGAAAGGAAAGUCAGUGAUGCUCAAGGAUAUGGAAGGCAAAGACAUUGGAAGAGGCGCCGGAUAUCAAAUGAGAGACUUAGAAAAUCUCACUGAAGGUCAAAGUCUGAUGAUUGGAAGCAAGGAAAUUGAAGUGAUAGGUGUGAUACUGGAAGAGGACUUUAAAAGUGGCAAGUGCUUUCAGUCUGGUCUGGAGGCCACAGAGGAUGUUUGGAAUUCCCCAGUUGCUUCUGCAAAGCGAUUUUGUAACCCUUUCAAAAAUGUUUGCAAAUCCAAUACUAAAGAAAAUUGCCCUAACUAUAAACCACGUCAUGAUCCAUUUGCUCCGAAUUCCUUAGUUAUGCCAUAUCCGUGCCCAAGUCACCAGCGAUUGUUCAACAAGUCAGAUUUGCCUGUUGUGGAUGUGGUUGUAGAUCCUUACAUCACAAGCCAUCUUCGCCCACAUCAGCGAGAAGGAAUUCCCUUUCUUUAUGAAUGUGUGAUGGGAAUGAGAGUGAGCAAUAGAUUUGGUGCCAUUCUUGCAGAUGAAAUGGGCUUAGGAAAAACACUGCAGUGUAUUUCACUCAUCUGGACACUCCUGCGUCAAGGACCUUAUGGAUGCAAGCCUGUAAUAAAACGAGCCCUGAUAGUAACUCCUGGAAGUCUGGUGAAGAACUGGGGAAAGGAAUUUCAAAAAUGGUUGGGAAACGAGAGAAUCAAAGUGUUCUUAGUUGAUCAGGAUCACAAAGUGGAAGAAUUCAUGAAUUCCCCCCUUUAUUCAGUCCUGAUCCUUAGUUAUGAGAUGUUUCUACGGUCUGUGGACCAAAUUCAGAAGACAGAAUUCAGCCUUGUCAUCUGUGAUGAAGGUCAUCGUUUGAAAAACAGUUCUAUUAAGACAACUGCUGCUCUUCUCAGCCUCUCCUGUGAAAGAAGAAUUAUUCUUACUGGUACUCCAGUACAAAACGAUCUGCAAGAGUUUUAUGCUUUAAUAGAAUAUGUAAAUCCUGGAAUACUUGGUCCCUUGUCUGCAUACAAAAAACUGUAUGAGGAGCCUAUUCUCAGAUCACGAGAACCUUCAGCAGCUAAGGAAGAAAUUGACCUAGGUGAGAGAAGGGCAGCAGAGCUCACGCAUCUAACGGGAUUCUUCAUUCUUAGAAGAACGCAAGAGGUCAUCAACAAAUUCCUCCCCCCCAAAAAGGAGAGUAUACUUUUCUGUCGUCCAGCAGUGUUGCAGAUUUCUCUUUAUCGAGCUCUGUUAAACUCUCAGGUUGUUAGAUCUUGCCUACAAGGAAGUCUGGAGAGUAGCUCACAUUUAAUAUGCAUUGGGGCUUUGAAAAAACUUUGCAACCAUCCCUGCCUUCUCUUGAAAGCAAUACAGAAGAAAGAAUCUGAAUCUUCUUGUGAUAACCGAGAUCAACCAAACCAUUAUGAUGGUUUACGUGAUAUUUUUUCUCAAGAAAGUGCUCAAACAAAUUUCUCUGAGAAUGACUCAGGAAAGUUGAAGGUGCUGACACAGAUGCUGGUAGCAAUUCGUGAACUCGGACCUUCAGAAAGAGUCGUCGUGGUAUCACACUAUACACAGACGUUGAAUAUAUUACAAGAAGUGUGCAAACGUUGUGGAUAUUCCUAUACUAGACUUGAUGGCAGCACCCCUGUCUCCCAGAGGCAACAGAUAGUUGAUAGUUUCAAUAGUAAAUUUUGCCCAGCCUUCAUCUUUCUGUUAAGUUCAAAGGCUGGCGGUGUAGGUUUGAACCUUGUUGGAGCAUCUCAUUUAAUCCUGUAUGAUAUUGACUGGAAUCCAGCAACUGAUGUUCAGGCAAUGGCCAGAGUGUGGAGAGAUGGACAGAGGCAUACGGUGCAUAUUUACAGACUACUCACUACAGGCACAAUAGAGGAGAAAAUCUAUCAAAGACAGAUCAGUAAGCAGGGUCUCUCUGGGGCAGUUGUAGACUUUUCCAAGGGAUCUGAGCAUAUCCGUUUUUCCGUUGAAGAACUUAGAAACCUCUUUACCUUGCAUGAAGAUUCCAACUGUGUGACCCAUGAUUUGCUGGAGUGUAACUGUAUGGGAAAGAAAGAUAAUCAAGGUUGUCCUGUAGAAAAAGACUGCCAGAGUAGCCAAACUGAUGUGAAAUCCAAAAAGUCUCUCUCUAUGUCACAGCUGAUGCAAUGGAAACACUUCUGUGUGGAUCACAAAAAUCUUCCUGAUCCCUUCCUUGACAGGAUAAAAGACAACAUUACAUUCGUUUUCCAAAAUAUGACCAGUUGAGGGCAAGAUAGCCUCUUCUUAGUCACAGUGGUUUUGUAUUCAUUAGGGUAUUAUCAUAGGAUUACUGUGGAUAAAGAGCAUAUAUCAAGGUUGACACUGUAUUAUACUUUUAAUCCUUAAAAUAAACAGGGGGGAAAUAUUCUUUGCUACCACUUUUUCUCACAAUAUCUCAUCAUUAUAACAAUUUUGCCAUAUUUGAUAAUUCAAUCUAACCCAUCCAAGACACUUUCUUAAACUGAUGAUAAGAACAGAAACAGAAAGGGUUUCUUUUAAUCAUGGUUAUUUUCUUCCUCCAUCAAUAAAUAAGCUUGGAUUUGUUCUCAGAAUUGGUACGUCAAAGAAGAUAUAUUGCAUUAUAUAGUUAUGAGAUUUAUUACAUUUUCUAAAUAGUGAGGAGACACUAUUUUCUUCCUCGGUGAAGAAAUAUCUAUCUCUGCCCCUGCCCCUCUAGCAUCUCAGACUUCAUCAAAUAACUAUUAUAGCCCCAGUGAGAAAUUUUCCCAUGUCAUAUGCAUCUCUUGGAUAGUGCCUUUGAUGCAAUAUAUGAUGACUGGCAUGAUUUUAUCUCUGCAUCCAUUCC